UCAAAGUACAUAUAUGGUCAUAGUAACUAUAACAAGAUCAAUAAAAUAUCAACCAGAGUGCAGAAGACAACAAACUGCAAAUGUAAAUAUAUAAAAAGCAAUAAAUAACAAGAACAUGAGAUAAUGAGAUAAAGUCCUUAAAGUGACAUUGUUGGUUGUGGGAACAUUUCAAUAAUGAGGGAGGUGUGUAUGGUUAUCCCCUUUUAUUCAAGAGCCUGAUGGUUGAGGGGUAGAAACUGUUCUUGAAUCUGGUGCUGCAAGUCCUGAGGCUCUUGUACCUUCUACCAGAUGGCUGCACCAAGAAGAGAGCGUGGCCAUGAUGGUGGGGGUCUCUGAUGAUGGAUGCAGCUCUACUACAACAACAUUUCAUGUAGAUGUGCUCAAUGGUUGGAGAGCUUUACCCAUGAUGUACUAGGCAGAAUCCACUAUUCAAAGGUUUCCUCUUUCCACAGAGAAGCUGCCUGACUGGCUGAGCAAAUACUCAGCCAAUCGUGGACAAGGCACACCAGCAGGCAAUACUUGAUUAGAAGUUUGAGGAGAUUUGAAGACACCUGCGUAUUUCCAUAUACAAUGGAGAGCAGUCUGACUGGUUGUAUCUCUGCCUCAAAUGGGGCAGGAUUAAAAGAAGCUACAGAGAGUUGUAAAUUCAGCCGGCUCCAACAUGGGCACAACCCUUCCCACUACUGAGGGCAUCUUCAAAAGGUGGCACCUCGAGAAGGUGGCAUCCUUCAUUAAGGACCCUCACCAUCUGGGUCUCAUUAUCACCAGAGAGGUGCUACAGUUCCUUCAGCUCAGGUGGACUGGGUGGAUGAGAUCUAGUGAGAUCCAACGGCCAGGAAGGUGGAACUGACAGUUCCUACCACUUCACCAUCACAUUUCCAAACACCACCUUGCUGUUCUUCUUUUGGAAUAUUUAUUUACUGUAACUUAUAGUAAUGGUUAUACCUUGCACUGACUGUUGCCGGAAAACAACAAAUUUCACAACGUAUGUCAGUGAUAAUAAACCUGAUGCUGGAGAUUGUGGUAGUUGACAAACGUCUCUGACAAUGACAGGAAACCUGGCAGGAGAGAUUUUAAAAUGGAAAAGCCAUUGCACCGGGGCACUUCCACUCUCUCGACCUCAGAAGCCUGAGUCCUGUGGUACGAGCAAGUGUCACAAACCUGGGCCUUCCUAGGUUGCACUGGAUGACCAUGACAUCUUCUAUGCCCUUGUCAUGCCCUUUGCUCUCCAUGCAGCGUUGUCGCAGUUCCACCUUCCUGGCCGUUGGAUCUCACUCAUCCAUCCAGUCCACCUGAGCUGACUUUGCACACUAGGACAAGCAUGUCUCUAGCUCACUGGGGUGUGAGGCUGUCAGCUACCCUCACCUGGUUAACCUGGCUGAUGGCCACUGUCGCAUGGAAUCAGCUACUUGGGAGCCACAGGGGAGAGUCGGGUCACUGGUGGGGACCAAGAGUGAGUGAGCUGCCCCAAAAUAAACCCAGAAAGCCCCUUCACCAGAGGUGCUACCCCUCACUGGACAGUCACCAUUCCCACCUCACUUAAUCAUCUUUCAUCCCUCCUUGCCCAACCCUGUAAUGUACACUUUCCACAUCCAGUUUGUAGCAGAACCUCCUCUCAUAACUGCAGCACAUCUUACACCCUCCUCCCAUCCUCAUCCUGCACUCCUGGAGAAUCCCCACUAGUUCUCAGAUCCCACUCCUCCUAUGGCCACACCCAACUGCAUUCCAUCCCCUAGAACUCCUCCACUGCCAUACUUCAUUAUAUACUCUCCUUUGCCCACCAUCCCUCCCCUUAAGAACUCUCCUUCAAUGCCCACACUGAGACACAUUCUCUAGUGCCUUGUCAGACAUCCCCUCCUACUCACAUGCCCAGAUAGACAAACCGCUGCCAAUAACCAUUUCCUGUGCCCACAGUCAGGCACAGUCCUUCCAUACCCACCUCCUACGCCUAGACUUCCUUCUCCUUUACCAAGUAGACACCCCCUUCCCGUGGUCACAGGCAUCCGCUUCCUGUGCCCUCCCUCACGAUCUGUCAUUCCCUCCUGCCAUACACACGCCUUUAUUCACCUUACUUCUCCAGCACCACCCCAACGUCCCACUUUAAAUCGUACGAACUGUUUCCUGUAUCGCCAGGUCACCGACCCGCCAUCAGCCGAGCUAUGCACUUGCGCCGUGCCGACCAAUUGUUCUCUUCCCGUGACCUCUCGCAUCCUUCCGCAGCUGUCUGGGCUGAAGGUGAUGAUGAUGAUGAACCAGAAGUAGAUGUCUUGGAGGCAGAAGAAACAAAUGCUGACAGUAAAUCUACAAUUCAGGUAUCCUACAAGACACCUGUGCCAAUUGAUGAAGUAUACUUUGCUGACACAUUUGAUCGAGGAAAUUUGGAUGGAUGGGUUUUCUCCACAACAAAGAAAGAUGAUACAGAUGAAGAUAUUGCAAAAUAUGAUGGAAAAUGGGCAGUAGAGGAAUUGAUGGAAAACAAAUUGCCUGGAGACAAAAGUUUAGUGUUGAAGUCCAAAGCAAAGCAUCAUGCAAUUUCAGCUCCACUGAAGAAACCUUUUAUGUUCAAUGGUGAACCUUUAGUUGUCCAAUAUGAAGUGAACUUCCAAAAUGGCAUCGAAUGUGGUGGUGCUUAUCUAAAGUUGCUUUCUCAUACUGAGAACCUGAAGCUGGAAGAAUUCUUUGAUAAAACACCAUAUACAAUAAUGUUUGGACCAGACAAAUGUGGCGAAGACUACAAAUUACACUUUAUUUUCAGACACAAGAACCCUAUAACUGGAGAGUAUGAAGAAAAGCAUGCUAAACGUCCUGAUGUAGAUCUAAAGAAGUUCUACACAGACAAGAUCACGCACUUGUAUACUUUAGUGCUGAAUCCAGACAACACCUUUGAGAUUUUGAUUGACCAAACUGUUGUUAGCAAGGGAAAUUUGCUGGAGGACAUGACUCCACCUAUUAAUCCCCCUAAAGAAAUAGAUGACCCUGAUGAUAGGAAGCCUGAGGACUGGGAUGAAACCCCAAAGAUUCCUGACCCUGAUGCACAGAAGCCUGAAGACUGGGAUGAAGAUGCACCAGCAAAGAUACUUGAUCCAAAUGCUGUUAAACCAGAGGGAUGGCUUCACGAUGAAGCAGAGUACAUUGCUGAUCCCAAUGCAGAAAAACCAGAGGACUGGGAUGAAGAAAUGGAUGGCGAGUGGGAAGCUCCCCAGAUUCCUAAUCCAAAGUGUGAAGAGGCACCUGGAUGUGGAGUUUGGGAACCACCCAUGAUCAGCAAUCCUAACUACAAAGGGAAAUGGAAACCACCUAUGAUUGACAAUCCCAACUACCAGGGAUUGUGGACUCCAAGGAAGAUAAAAAAUCCUAAUUAUUUUGAGGACUUGCAACCUUACAAGAUGACUCCAAUUAUCGCUAUUGGUCUCGAACUAUGGUCCAUGACUUCUGACAUUUUAUUUGACAACUUUAUCAUAUGUGCUGAGAGGAAAGUUUCUGACCAGUGGGCAGCUGAUGGCUGGGGUCUAAAGAAGAUGAUGGCAACAGCAAAUGAGCCUGGUGUUUUGGGUCAGUUGACAACUGCAGCAGAAGAGCGUCCGUGGCUUUGGAUUAUUUACUUUCUUACAGCUGUUUUGCCUUUGGGGCUAAUUGUGCUGUUCUGCUGGCCAAGCAAGAAACUAGACUCUGCAGCUGAAUACAAGAAGACUGAUGCUGUACAGCCUGAUGUUACAGAACAAGAACAAGAGGAUGAUGAACAGGAAGAAGAGAUGGAUGAGAAAAAAGAGAGUAAUGGUCUAACAGAAGUUGAAGAUGAGAAAGCAAGUGGAGAUGAUGAAAAUAUUGGAGAAGGGAGCCAAGAGGAUGAGGAAGAUGAAGAGGACAUAAAAUCAAAAUCUGCCUCUGAGGAUGAAAUGAAAGAAGCAGAUGAAGCUACUGGCUCAGGUGACUGUACCACAAAACUGAGCCGUAAGAAAAAACUGAGAAAAGAAUAAGUGCUUUAAUACUCUCGGAAUGGAGGCAUUCUCAUUUUCCAGGUGGGCAUUACCACCCACUGUACUUCCUAAAAGCAUGCAGAUUUACUUGGCGUGAUGGCUGGGUUAUAAAUCAGCCUAUUAGAAGUACCUGUCCAAUCCUAGCCUCCAUACUAUUAUCUUCCCUGCUUCAUUUACAAGCCUCUUAGUCUUCCUGGAAGAAACAAAAAUACUAUGAAGAUGUUAUUGAUUUUUAAUUUUAAGAGUAUCAGAAUAUGGCCUCACCGAAUGACUAGUUAUGAGAGCAUAUUCAGGAAUUGCAAAGAAAGAUGUAGCAAGUAUUUGGUAACUUUUGUGAAAGAAGUGUUUAACCAGGGUAAAAUUGCAAAUAUUAUAAAAUGAAAAGGCAGUUAUAGUUAAAUGGUACCAUUUGUAAUAAAAGGGGAGAAGCAUUGACAUUUUAUGACAGGUAUUUGAUGUUAUUCAUUUCAUGUUUUCACUUUGUUAAGGGGAGAAUAAACUAGUAUGAACAUACAGUCAUUCCAAUGUACAUACUGUAUAUGAAUUUGAUUGAUGCAGCUCUCGGCACAACUUUUAGUGCCAGUGUUUUCUUCCCUCUGUGGGUCUCCUGUUGGAUUGUAUUGUUGUAGCAAAACAAAAGAUGCACUGAAUUUCUUUGUACAUAUGAAUUGUUCAGGAACACAGAAGGGUGCCGUGCUUUAUUUCUCAACGCACCCACCCCUUUCACCAUUGCCCUGACAUACACACUUCUAAGUGGUACAAAUAGCUGUGUUACAUUUUGUCUUUACCACUAACUUAAAACAUCUCAUGAUCUGCACUUGUAUUAUCAAUUUAGCUGUGAGAAAUUCUUUUCCUAGUUUUUGUUUUGGUGUGUGCAUGUGUAUUUUGGUAAAUAAUUUGUAUUACAAUGCAGUGACAUUCCUAAACCAUCUUCUGAGUUUGUUUUCUGAAUACAGAGAUGAAUGAUUUAACAAACCAAAUGGCUGCAGUUCAGGAGAUGAAUGGCGUGGCGUGUACUAAAUUUUCUGGAGUUUUAUAGUUUUAAUGUUACUCUGGUUUAGCAUAAUCCUUGUUUACACUGAUGUUUGCAAAUGUAUAAUUGCUCUUUGAAAUAAAUAUUUAAUAUAA
This is a messenger RNA of Hypanus sabinus (Atlantic stingray), 5105 nucleotides long. Its product is annotated as calnexin-like. Gene Ontology annotation, molecular function: calcium ion binding. Gene Ontology annotation, cellular component: endoplasmic reticulum; endoplasmic reticulum membrane. NCBI's taxonomy places the organism in Eukaryota, Metazoa, Chordata, Chondrichthyes, Myliobatiformes, Dasyatidae. Gene Ontology annotation, biological process: protein folding. The record is from RefSeq and is a predicted model, not a curated record. The transcript has 15 exons. The coding region runs from base 2160 to 3977 and encodes 605 amino acids.